Zychaea mexicana is the source of this 420-nucleotide messenger RNA. RefSeq lists its product as uncharacterized. The transcript is spliced from 3 exons. Lineage: Eukaryota; Fungi; Mucoromycota; Mucoromycetes; Mucorales; Lichtheimiaceae. Bases 1 to 420 code for a protein of 139 amino acids. The record is from RefSeq and is a predicted model, not a curated record.
AUGUCAGAUUUAGCCCAAGAGGCGUUGAUUGUUUGGUUUGAGACAUUUGUUGAAUAUGACGAUGCAUUGAAGUCUUUUACUUCAAAGUUCGAGCAAGUGUACAAGGAUAUCAUGAAAAAAUCAUACAAACGCAAGGCCAAAGUAGAUAUGAAGAGAAUUUUUCAACAAUCAAAAUCUCAAACGAACGCAAUGGUGAAUGGAAGCAAAGUCUUGGACGAAGCUACGAAUGCUGCCUCAGAGAGAUUAAUCUUGAGACUGAAACGAUCACCAAAAAUUGUGCCUGGUGCGUCUUCCUUCUCAUCCUCAUCUACUGCUGGCGCUUCCUCAUCUACUGCUGGUGCUUCCUCAUCUACUGCUGCCGCUUCAUCGAUCGAAGAAAAAUUGAAUUCAUAUAAUUUUUUGGACACUCUCCAUCUAUAA